Elephantulus edwardii (Cape elephant shrew) is the source of this 1578-nucleotide messenger RNA. It is a transcript of the gene CFAP157, whose product is annotated as chromosome unknown open reading frame, human C9orf117. The record is from RefSeq and is a predicted model, not a curated record. Bases 1 to 1578 code for a protein of 525 amino acids. Gene Ontology annotation, cellular component: ciliary basal body; cilium. The transcript is spliced from 9 exons. Lineage: Eukaryota; Metazoa; Chordata; Mammalia; Macroscelidea; Macroscelididae. Gene Ontology annotation, biological process: sperm axoneme assembly. Gene Ontology annotation, molecular function: microtubule binding.
AUGGCACCCAAAAAGAAGACAAGCAAGGCAGGGAAGGACCUUGAGAUCAAGAAGAAGAAAGGGGGCAAAAAGGACACCAACGUAACCAGCACAGAAACGGCCCUUGACCCCGAGACCCGGGAAUUCUACUACAUCCAGAUCCGAGAACUGGAGGACAGGCUGGCCCGGUACCAGCGUAAGUGGGAUGAGUUGUCUGUUCAGAAGAAGUUUUUCCGCCAGGAGUUUGAGCAGCUGGCCAACAACAAGGAGGAGAUUGUGGCCUUCCUGAAGCGCACACUUAACCAGCAAGUGGAUGAGAUCACUGAGCUCAAUGAGCAGCUCCAGAGCCUGCAAAUGGCCAGGGAGAUGGAGAAGGAUGCCUUCGAGGCCCAACUGGCCCAGGUGCGCCACGAGUUCCAGGAGACCAAGGACCAGCUCACCACAGAGAACAUCAUCCUUGGAGGAAAGCUGGCAGCGCUGGAGGAGUUCCGGCUGCAGAAAGAAGAGCUCACAGAUAAGCUCCUGUCCUUGGAGGGCCAGCUGCAGAAGCAAGAGGACAAGCACAAGGACUAUGUGUACAACCUAGAGAAGAAGUCUGUGCUGGACAAGGACAGACUAAAGAAGGAGAUUAUCCAGCGUGUGAACCUGGUGGCCACCGAGUUCCGCAAGGUGGCCAACAACCAGAUGUGGGAGACCACAAAGCGCGCCAUCCAGGAGAACCGCAUAGUGUCCCUGCAGAUGGCCAAGCUCUCCCGGCAAGGUGUACAGCUGCUGCAGGAGAAUGAAAUGCUCCAGGGCAUGCAGGGCCAGCUGUGCCAACAAGUGGAGCUGCUGGAGAACACCCAGAAUGCCAUGGCCUCAAGCAGCAGGAUUCAUCAGCAGCUCAUUCUCCUGCUGACUGAGAAGUGCCAACAACAGCAGCAAGACACAGUGGAGGUGAAGCAGCUUUACAAGGUGCUGAGCCACUUGAAACAGAACCUUCAACAACUGCGGAAGGACAAUCAGGAACUGAGAAGCCAGAAAGAACAGCUGAAUCUACAACUGGAACAGGAGCAGGCCAAGGUGCAACAGCUGCUGCAGGAUCUGACUGAAGAGCAAAAGAUUCGGGCCAGCCUGAAGUUGACUCUGACCCGGGCUGCCUCUUUCCUACAGGGCAUCCUGCAGAUGCAUUCAGAAGAACAGGAAUACGGGGACUUUGAUGUGGUCUUCCAGCUGCGGUGCAAAGAGAUGAUGCAGCAGCUGUUGGCCAUGCUCAGCUCGACCAUAGCACUGUGUCCCCAGACGGCUGUGUCCCCCCAUCCAAAGACCCAUCACCAAGGCCCAAACAAGGAGACCCUAGCCAGUGACCAGCUGCCCAGGAUAGAGCCUCAGCUACAGCAGGUGUUUGACAUCACAGCCUACCAGCCAGGAGACCUGGGCCUGGUACCACGCCAGUCCAAUAUUCCACCCAACCCCCAGGACCUCAGGCUGCUCUCCCAUGUCACUCGUACAGGAAAGCUCCGAAUAUACAGCAACCCUGAGGUGAGAGUACCAGGGGCUCUAAGGGCAGCAAAGCUCAAAAGGUUUAGUCUUCCUGAAGCUUUCCUGCAUCUCAAAUAG